This is a messenger RNA of Parastagonospora nodorum SN15, 891 nucleotides long. RefSeq lists its product as hypothetical. The transcript is spliced from 2 exons. Lineage: Eukaryota; Fungi; Ascomycota; Dothideomycetes; Pleosporales; Phaeosphaeriaceae. The record is from RefSeq and is a predicted model, not a curated record. Gene Ontology annotation, cellular component: extracellular region. The coding region runs from base 1 to 891 and encodes 296 amino acids. Gene Ontology annotation, molecular function: hydrolase activity.
AUGAAGGCAUUCACGACUGCGACCGCCAUCUUGGCUUCGGCCAGCUCGGCUUUUGGAGCGCUCCAACAGGUCACCGGCUUUGGCAGCAACCCCACAAACCUCCAGAUGUACAUCUCGGUCCCUGCAAAGAUCGCGACCAACCCCGCGAUCAUAGUUGCUCUUCACCCCUGUGGUGGCACUGCUUCUCAAUGGUACAGCGGAACCAAGCUUCCCGCCUCUUCGGAGAGCCUGGGAUUCAUCCUCAUCUACCCUCAGACCCAAAAGUACAGUAACUGCUGGGACGUGAACAACCCCGCCACUCUCACCCACGGCGCCGGCGGAGACUCCGCAGGCAUCAUCAGCAUGGUCAACUACGCCGUGCAAAAGUACAGCGCCGACAAGGCCAAGCUCUUCGUCAUGGGCGGUUCUUCUGGCGCAAUGAUGGCCAACGUAAUGGUCGGCUCCUACCCCGAAGUCUUCGAGGCUGGUGCUGCGUACUCUGGCGUCGCGUUUGCGUGCUUUGCCGGCUCAAAAGGCGACCCGACUCCUUACGGGUCCAACCAGACCUGUGCUCAAGGUCUCACGCACACUCCCCAGCAAUGGGCGAGCUUCGUCAACAACGCAUACCCCGGAUACACUGGAAAGCGCCCGCGCUUCUUGGUCGCGCAUGGUCUUGCUGAUACACUUGUUCGCCCGCAAGCAGGAUACGAACAACUCAAGCAAUGGUCUGCGGUACUGGGUGUUACCAACACUGCAAACCAGACUGGUAGCGGGGUUGAUCAGGGAUCGCAGUACACCAAGAUCAUCUACGGUGACAGCAACAAACUCGUUGGAUACUUUGGACAAGGUGUCGGGCACAUUGCGCCGGUAGUCGAGCCAGUGCUUUUGAAGUUCUUCGGUCUUUCGACUUAG